UUAUGAACAGAUAACAGUGGACUAUUCCUAUGUGGACUACUCUAAUUUGAAAAAACAUAUGUCGACUGUUCUCUUUACAUUUUGAAUGGGCAUUCUCAUACCAGCUCCUCAGAUUGUCAUCGUCAAUUCUUUCUUAAAUGAAGUAAAUUCUGGUUUCCCAUCUAAAGUGGAUGAGGACUGUCACUUCAGACAUGUCCAAUGACAGCUGCAACCUCCCCUUUGACACAGAUACAGUUGGUCUGACUUACAUCUACAGCCUGGUCUUUUCAUUGGGUCUACCCAGCAACCUGCUGUCACUUUGGGGGUUGUACCAACUGAGUCGCUCAGGUGGGGGUGGCUGCCAGCUGGUGUACAUACUGAACCUGCUGCUGUCUGAUCUGUUUCAGCUCCUCACCCUGCCCCUGUGGAUCGUCUACCUGCAGCGAGCUCACCGCUGGCCCUACGGAUGCCUCGCCUGCGAGCUGGUGGGCUAUGUUUUCUAUGUCAAUGUCUAUGCCAGUGUCAUGUUCCUGUGCCUGAUAGCACUGGACCGCUGCCUGGCCAUUGUGUACCCACUCUGCAGCCGCGGGAUGCGGACAGUGCGGAUGGCCGUUGUGUCAGGGGUGGCCGUAUGGACGGUGAUUUUCCUUUUCUGCCUGUGGGGGCUGUUGCCUUCAGUGUUUGACUCAGAGAGUCUACUGUGUCUGGAGAAGUACCCGGUCAGCCCCAGAUACGCCUGCUUUAAGAUUGCCACGGUGGCACUCGGGUUCAUGUUACCUUGUGCAAUACUAGGCUACACCUCUGCCCACAUUGGGGUGACGCUCCGACGAUCACCUUCCAUUUCUGACCAUGAGCGUCACAAAAUCGUGGGAAUCCUGAUCGUCAUCACUGUCAACUUCAUCGUGGUCUUUGGACCGUACCACCUGGUCGGCGGGUACAGAUUUCUGUCCUUGCUGCUGACCGAGGAACCGUGUGAACUGGAGCGCUCCAUUUUCCUCAUCUACCGACUGUGCUACGGCCUGACCAGUCUCAACACCCUGCUGGAUCCACUGUUCUACAUUUUCUUGUGUCCCGAUGCCCGGCUGGAGCUGCGAAGGUCCCUACCUUGCAUGGGACAGGGACACAAUACCCCUAAACAGGUCACCACGAACUCCAGAGCUCUCCCAGUCCAGAGAGCUAUUGCAGUGGGGUAGACUGUAACUGGACAAACGGGACAAGGUAUUUUGGGGUGAUGAAUUGCUUCAAAUUAGUUGAUGAUUGGGGUAGAGGAAAAGGCAGAGGAAGGAAGGAGGGGUAGAGAAAGAGAGACAGCCUAUCUCGCAGUGGCAUCUUGCAGAGCUCAUAGACUGCAUGCCACCUGCUAUUUGAUCAGUGCAAAAGAGAUGCAAUUUUGCCCCCCAGUGGAUAUGUUUUUUGUGCAAAGACGGAGUGCAAAGACUUAAACUGUUACUUACAAAACACUUGAGAUGGUUCCUCCCCAAAACUUCUGAGAAUAUGGUGUUUCAUGUACAACAAGAUAUACCUUGCUCAAAUGUCUGGCAUAAUAACCGUUGCUGUUUCAAGGCAGUGAAGCAAAACAAAGACAUCUUACAUAAACAUUCAGAAUUUAGCUGACCAGCUAAAUUCUGAGUAUGUUUCAAUGUGUCCUUGUAGAGUUCGAUCUGUUGAUGGGAACUAAGCUUUUUAAAGAUAUCUAUAUCUGUCACAUCUCAUAAAAAAUAGUUAUGUUUUACUGUGGUGUUUACAAAGAUUACAAGUUCAUGUUAGCCCGUGUUGCUUUUACAUCUGAGCUCAGUAAUUAUUUCAAGAAUGAAAGAAACAAUCAAAAAAAUCUUUACACAGUGCCAGUGGAGAGUCAGCAGCAUUUCCCCUCCCUGCAGCAAGAGAUCUAGCAUUUAACAACAAGCCUGUUUCUAUUUUCAAAGUCAGGAAAAAAAAUGACAUGCAUUCUUUUACAAUGAGAGUAUAUAUGGAUUUGUUUCCAGUAAGUAUGCUGAAAGAAAUUACAAUAAAACUGUCUGUAUCACUGUUUUAAAAAGGGUAUGGACGUUACAUGAAUGGACAUUAGACAAAAUCUUUUCAUUCCCACUUAGAAGCCACAUCUUGAUCAGUACUUGCAAAUGGCGUUCAAGAUAUGGUGAACUAUAUGGGUCUGUGGGCACAAUGGGUAUAUGCCUCACUUCAAGAUUUUAGUGAUAUGUUUGCAUUAUUCCGCAGAACAAUAGUUCUGCUGAACAAAACUAGUGCAUGCAUCUGUGGCUUGUGGUUUAUGCUCUUAUAAAGCAGUAUUUGUGUGACGUUGAUACACAUUUAAACUAUCAAACUGAAUAUCUGUAUAGUUCAUCUUCAACCAACAAAUAAACACCUGUUGAGCAAAAA
Messenger RNA from Lampris incognitus (smalleye Pacific opah), 2358 nucleotides. RefSeq names its product probable G-protein coupled receptor 132. The record is from RefSeq and is a predicted model, not a curated record. Gene Ontology annotation, biological process: G protein-coupled receptor signaling pathway. The transcript has 2 exons. The coding region runs from base 171 to 1172 and encodes 333 amino acids. Gene Ontology annotation, molecular function: G protein-coupled receptor activity. NCBI's taxonomy places the organism in Eukaryota, Metazoa, Chordata, Actinopteri, Lampriformes, Lampridae. Gene Ontology annotation, cellular component: membrane.